This is a messenger RNA of Suillus discolor, 533 nucleotides long. RefSeq lists its product as uncharacterized. The transcript is spliced from 3 exons. The record is from RefSeq and is a predicted model, not a curated record. Lineage: Eukaryota; Fungi; Basidiomycota; Agaricomycetes; Boletales; Suillaceae. The annotation marks the transcript as partial.
AGGCAGGAAAUCGGUACUCUUCAAGAUCAUAUUAAAAUCCGACAAUGGCAUCGUUUUGAUUCUAAUAAACUAAAAACACCAUACAAACCUCUCGUCAAGUGGCGUGAUAUGGAAUCCACUAUCCUUGGCAAGCGUUCUGCUGAAGAUUUGCCUCCUCCACCUGAAGCAAGGACAGUGGACUCGGACUCGGACUCAGAAGAGUUUGAUGAUGGCGCAGAUUGGUUGGACGGUCCAGCUGCUCUUUCAGAGUUUAGGACAGCGGAAAAGGAUUCGUUCGUGCUUGCAGCGUCCAGCGGUAUUGAUUUGCAUGCACCCUACCUACGUGAACUGCUUGAUUCAGUCGGAAAACAACCUUUACAGCUGGGUUCCGCACCAACAAAGAAGGCCGCAAAAACCUUGUCUCCGUCUGUCCCCGACCCUUCUGCUUGGGACGAGUGGAAAGUUGAAUAACUCACCUAAUUCACCGUAAUUCACCGUACAUUUGACCUGAUUCACCUGUAAAAUAGCGUUAAUUUGCAGACAUGUUAAUUUAC